ACGACGACGCAAGUGUCUUUGGUGCCACAGGGUUCGUAAAAUCAAUCUAUUUUAAAUCAUUUGAGGUACAAAAAGCUAUACAUUGCCUGGAUAUUUAAAAACUGGAAUAGUCCUUUAUAGAAACUGCUCCUGAUUGGUAUUUAGAAAAUCCGAUGUUAUGAGAGAGGUUAUGUCCGUCUCUGUAAUCUGAAUUCUGAAGACUGUUGGAAGACGUUAAGAUGGAAAGUAAACCAUGAUGUAAACAGCUUAAAUGGAGUAAGCGUUUGAAAAUCUGCACAUGUGCAGUAGAAUCCAAUUGAUAAUAUGACGUCCAAUAUACUGGAAGAAAAUGAUUUGGAUUUUGAUGCCAGUGUUUCCUCAUUUAAUAGUGAUACUGAGAAAGUUGAUAGCUCAUUGAUAAGGAGAAUUUUAUCUGAAAUGAAAAGUGAAUUCAACAGAGGAAAUGACAAUGAUGAUGCUGCUUCCGAUACCGCUAGUGUGAGUAACUUGGACGUCAAAAAAGAAGGUCUUGAAUCAGCAAUGGCAGAUCCAUCGAGUGAAGUAGAUAACGAUCUUAGUGAAAAUACUGAUGAAGUCAUGGAAGAAUCUAAAAGAACACCUAUUAUCAUAAACAAGACCAUCUUUGAUACAGAAGAAGAAGGAGAUGAACAAAAACCUCGUUUAAUUUUGACUUUGAGAACAAGUGAAGAAGAUAGAGAACUUGGGAGACUGGGGAGGAGGAGCAAUGUCUGUCAUAGUACAAGUGACAGUUUGAAUGCCAGCUACUCCGAUGUGAGCGACACCUCUGAGGACAGGGGCACUAAGUGGGAGAGCAUCAGUCGUAGAUCACUGAGAAGUAGCUCAAGACUGACAGACAGAGAAAACGAGAGUUCAAAUAUGAAACGAUCAUCAAGACGCUUCUCCAAGGAACACUGCCGAGAAUCGGUUUUGCAGAGUGCAAUUGCUCGGAAAGAAAAAUCAUUCAGUUCUCUCGGUCAAACUGAAGAACGGACCACAAGAAGGGGGGCGAGAUCUCCCCGACAGAGUCCUGGAGACACAAGGGUAAACAGACCUCUUACAAGGUCAAAAUCUCCCAAAAUGGGUGGUGCGUAUGAUAUGGAGGGGCAAGGUGAGUUGUGUGAUACAAAUACAUUGAUGGCGAUAAAAACGGAAUCAGAUUUCAACUUAUCCUUAAUGAAAUCAGAGAAUGAAGAAAUGAGUGAAGAUUCAAACGACACCGGUAAUAAUAACAGCGCCAGCACAAAUAGCCAAAGUAGUGAACCGGCCGAUUUAAAACCAUCAAAGACUGAUAAGCUGUAUACUAAGACUGGUAAACGGCGAACUAAACAUUUUAAAGGUCUCAGAUACUCUCUCACUACUGGUGGAAGUGUUGCUCGCAAAAAAGCAUUGUUAGCAAAAAGAGGCAGAAAAAAGAACCAAGAAGGAAUGCACAGGCAAGAAAAUUAUAAUAGAGAAGAUAAUGUAAAAACAGAAGAAUCAAAUCAUAGUUUACUGCUGCAAUCUGAUGCAGCUGAUGACAACAAUAUAACUGAGACCAAUUUUGUAGCAGAACCUGUUCAAGAUUCUGAAGAGUUAGUUCCUAAACAGGAUGUGGAUAGUACUUCUGAUCCACUUAUCAGUGAACCUGUAACGGAAGGAAAUGGUAACCCAGAGCUGCCAGAAGACAUUGAUCAUACUGUCAUUGCUAAACGCAAGUAUCCCGAGGACAGUGAUGACGAAUCCAAAGAAGAAAAGCGCAUGUGUGUGGAUGCUCCGUCGCCAAGUCAAGGAGAUGCAGAUGCUGAACCUGAUAAACCAGAGGCCACUGCCAUCUCAAUCGGGGUUGGCACUGCUGGAAUCUGCUUGUGUAACAAGAGGGACAACAUGUUCGCCAAGGCCAAUGGCUGGAGAACGGAACUCUACUGUCAGGCUGUAGACUCUCUGGACGGCCGACCCAUCGGUUGUUGUAAUACAGUGGACAAGGACAAUGCCCGUUUGCUGAGACCAAGUGCUCGUGUUCCAUUUCUGUUGUUGUGUGAUGUCCACUACAAACGUCUGCUGAGGCACAACUGCUGUCCUGGCUGCGGCAUAUUUUGUACACAGGGUAUGUUCAUGCAGUGCUGGGCGUACCACCACUACCACAAGGACUGCCAGUUGGAGGAGGAAGGCAAGGAGGCUUGUCCACACUGUGGCAGUGAGGACGCUAGAGAAGUCAUCAUCGGCCUCGGCGCUCACAAGUAUCCGGUGUUCAUGCCUCAGCAGAAACCAAACAAGAACACGCCGAGCGCAAAGAUGACGUUUACGUACAGUUCGCAAGUGGAAGAAGAAGACAAGCAACUGACCCAGUUGGAGGAGGUUUUGUCUAAGAUCCCUCUGGUUCCGUCGUCAUCACUGGUGUUGCCCUCUGGUCUACAGAUCACUUCGCAGGGGCUGCCCACACUGGACAAGGACAAGUUAGAGACGUUGUUGCAUGCUGUGUGCGAUAUUGACAUUCUUAGCUUGCCCAGAUACACUUUAAGGAACAUGUACCAAGCAGCAAAACAUGGAGAACCAGAGAAACUUAUUCAUAUUCUUGCGGCUGGACUGAACCCCAACCAUGUGUUCAGAGAGUGGGGCAUGGGCUCUGCCCUACAUGCUGCGUGUGCUGGGGGUCAUCUGACCUGUGUACAUCUGCUGAUACAAGCUGGGGCCAAUCUGGAUGUGGUAGACAGGGACCAGAACACUCCAUUGAUGCAAGCCUGUGCCAACAGUCACAACGACGUGGUCAAGUAUCUGGUCAAGGCAGGAGCCAGUGUCACCUUCAAGGGAGGAGAUGGUAUGACAGCACUUCACCUGGCAGCCAAGACAGGCAAUAUAGAGGCUUGUCACUACCUAAUCUCCAACCCCAACACUCCACGAAACUUUAUAGACUCUGUGGACGACGGUCGCUGGACCCCCCUGGUGUGGGCGGCCGAGCACAAGCACUACAAGGUCAUCAGGUUCCUGUUAGAGAAGCGAGCAGAUCCGUUAGUGAGGGAUGCAGAACAGAACAUAGCGCUACACUGGGCAGCGCUGUCCGGCAGCAUAGACAUAGCUGAGGCGCUGCUCAACUACGGCUCGGAGGUCAACUCCACCAACGCCCACGCCGAUACCCCACUCCACAUAGCAGCACGUCAGAACGCGUACGACUGUGUGAUCCUACUGCUGGCCAGGGGUGCGCGUGUGGACAUGCACAACAGGGCUGGCUUCGUGCCACUGGAGUGUGUGCCUGGCGCACCCAACGACACAUACAACGCUAUCAAACUCACGGUAGAGCUGCGCAACCUUACACUCAACGUGCAGAAGAGAGCGCAGAAGAUACUGACUAAUGACAUCACGCGAGGUUAUGAGGCCAAUCCUGUACAAUGUGUAAACGCUGUAGACGAUGAACCGGAGCCUAGGGACUUUGUUUAUGUCAUGGAGAACUGCUUCACCUCCAACAUCAGUGUGGAUCGAACUAUCACCUCAUUGCAGUCGUGUAAAUGCAGAGACAUGUGCACCAGCGGAGGCUGUAUGUGUGGCAAGAUCAGCAUCAGAUGUUGGUACGAUGAUGAGGGGAAACUGCUGCCAGAGUUCAACUUUGCAGAUCCUCCCAUGCUGUUUGAGUGUAACCAGGCUUGCUCGUGCAACCGCCUGACUUGUCGCAACCGGGUGGUACAGCACGGCAUCACCGCGAGGUUCCAGCUGUUCCGCACCAAGGGCAACAAGGGGUGGGGCGUGCGCACACUCAGGCUCAUACCCAAGGGGGCGUACGUCUGCGAAUACAUUGGAGAGAUCAUAUCAGACUGUGAAGCUGAUACCAGAGAAGAUGACUCAUAUUUGUUUGAUCUGGAUAACAGGGACGGAGAGACGUACUGUAUAGACGCUCGCAAGUACGGCAACAUUGCCAGGUUCAUCAACCACAGCUGUGAACCCAACUUGCUACCAGUCAGAGUGUUCAUUGACCAUCAGGACCUGCACUUCCCUCGUAUAGCCUUCUUUGCCAACCAGGACAUACAGGCUAAUGAUGAACUUGCAUUUGACUAUGGGGAGAAGUUUUGGAUAAUCAAGAGGAACAUGUUUACAUGCACUUGUGGUGCUGAGAAAUGCAAAUACUCAGAAACUACGAUUGAAAAGACGUUGGCCAACUACCACAAGAAACUGAAACAAGAGGAAAAGGAAAACUUAUAAUGGCAUAGGCUAUAAUUUGUGUUAGGCAAAUUUCUUAGUCUCACUCUAGAGUUGCUCAUAUUUUAUCAUGUUCCCUUUGUUUCAACAGCGCAGACUAGUGAGACUACCCUUGCAUGUGGAAAAUCUCUAAACUGUAAUAUGUCUGACUUUUUUAGUUAAAAAAUCAUAUAUAACAACAGUUGGUUUUACACUUAACCAAAGGCUGGUAAUUACCGCUGUGGUUGUCGGAGGAGUAAAUUCGUCAUACAUAUUUUCCUCACCAUGUAUAACGUUUGGUUUUGUUUUUUAAAUAUUUUUCAUCAAUCAAUAUUGCACAAGUGAAUGGCCUGUUUUAGAGCUGCAACAACAUAGUUUUUAUUUUACAAAAAUGCAACAUGAAGCUAGAAUUAAUAUCAAAGUUGUUUUAAACAAAGAUUUAAAAUUAUCUUAAGUAGAUUAUAACAAAAUUACCAUAAUUGUAAUUUUUUAUCUUAUAGGCCCUACCGUAUGCAUCACUUUACAAAAUAAUGCAGAGCAUGUUUUGGUGAUGUGUAAAAAGAUUCCAAUCAACCUUGUAAUAUUAGUUAAGGUACAUUUAAUGACUUGACAUGAAGCUUAGUCUAAUUUUAAGCGACAGUAUGAUAAAUAAGAGAUGUGUUGAAUUGCAUUUUGUACCAUUGUUGUUGACUUGGACCAUCCGGGGUUUUAGCAUCAUUAAUAAAAAUUGAGUGAAAAUUGGUGAUUAUUAACUGCUGAAUGCAGUUUUUGACCAUAAAACAAAUUUCUUCAGAUUAAACUGCGAUACUAACUCUCUUAUAGAAAUUCAGAAGACAAGUUGUGAAUAGAGCAUGUUGAACUAUUUUACGAAUGCCAAGUGGUUAAAUAUUUUCUUUGUACAUGGAUGGUAUGAAAAAGUGUCAUAUGCAAGUGGAAGAAAGAUAUACUUUAUAUAUUACUAGCUAGCCUAUUGCCCGUCGGUUUUGUCCGUCAUACUUUUUGUUUUUUUUACUACUAUGAUCCCGCUGAAGUUGUGACUCACUAUGGGCUAAAAUCUGAGGUGAAGAAAAUACUGAAACUAUCAAGACUUCUCAACCGAGAAAGGUGAGAAACUUUAUUCUGUGUUGGUUUACUUUGUGUUUAGCCAUGCUAUUGCAUCACAUUUUUGUAAGUGAAUGGUCAAACAUUGGACAUGUUACUGUUUUAACGUAAAUCUUUUUGUAAGACAAGAGUCAUUAAUUGAUAGUUCAAUAACACAAGCAAGGCAUUGGGUCUAGAAUCUACUGCUUGGAAUCCAACCCGCGAUAUUCAUUUCUUUUAAGAUUAGUUUCAAAAGUCGGGUAUUGUAAAUAUUGUCAUGCAGAAUGUUUUGGAAAUGAGAAUGAACUAGGUAAUAAACUGAUCUUACCUCUGUGAGGUAUGAGACUUAUAGGUUAUACUAUUUUGAGACAUAGGUCUAAGUUAAAGCAUAGAUAAAACCUUUGACUAUUAAUACAACUUCAAUACUUCAGUAUCCAAUAGUCAAUGAUAAAACCAUAGAUGAAACAUACUCCCUUAGUAGAUUUGCCAUCCUUAUGGAACAGCUGAAGCCAAUUAUAUUGUUAGUUCUGUACGUCCAACUGUAGGGGUUGUGUUUUGUUUACAAUUUGUUUCUUGUUAUUUCAGUCACUUAAAACCUCAUUUAACCAAAUAAAACGAUAAAAUCGUAAACAAUAACUGGUCACCUAGUUAUAACCAAAUAAAUAGUAAAGCACAAAUAAUGAAAAUAGCCCUAAAAUAAUAGAAACAAAAUUUUGUCUACCCCAGCGAUUCUAUGAGUGUGGACGUACAUGAACUAGACAUGAAAAACGAGCUUCAAAAUUUUCAAUGGGAUGAGGAGUCUACUUGUGUUGCUUAGUCUAUGAUAAAGAUAAAACAUACCCUUAGCGGAUUUCUCAUCCUUAUGGAUCAGCUGAAGACAAUUUUAUUAUUCUCUUUGGUGCACUGUAGAGGUCGUGUUUUGUUAACAAUUUGUUUCUUAUUAUUUCAGUAAUUUAAAACCUUAUUAACCAAAUAAAACAAUUCAAUCAUGAAAUCGACCCUAAAAUAAUAUAGGUAAACAAGAUUUCGUCGACACUAGCCAUCAGUGUCAAAGGACGUGAACUAGACACGUAAAAUGGGCUUCAAAAUUUACAAUGGGAUGAGAAGUCUACUUGUGUUGGUUAGUCUAUGGUUAAAGAUACCAGAAGGGUAAAAAUCUAGAUUCAUUGUAUUUUGCCAGGGUCGUAUUUUAGAUAAGAACAUUAAUAUAAUUCCAUCCAAACACACAACCUUCAUUCACAUUCAGAUUCAAAUACACACGUGUGUGCGUCUUACCAGUGGUGCACCAACACUGUGUUUUGUUUUCAUCAAUGCAAUUUGCACAUUUUUGUUAGUCGACUGCCUAUUUAUAGAGAGUUCUGGUUAGAACUGUGUGUUAUCAGCACCACUCAGAAGAAAAGCCAAAUAGCUUUUAUUUAAAUUUUGUGUUGAAUACUUUUAAAAGUGUUUUGUUAUAUAUUUUUUUAGUGUAAAGUUUUAUCGGUACCACAGGUGUUCAGUUGUAGUUUUAGCAUAUUAUUUUAGAUUUUUGUUUGUUUCUUUGGUCUAGUUUGUGUUAUUGUUAAACCACCCUGUGCUUUGUUCUGUUUUAUUGCAGAAUACUGCAAACUGUAUUAUAUGUAUAUACUAAGCUUGAUGUGCAGUUUGAUGAGUUUGACCCAUAGCAAUGGUAAACAUUAAACAAGUUUGAUGAAGAUAGUGUAGUAUAAAAAACUGUAUUAGUUUUCAUUCAAGCAGUUUGCGUUUGUCUGCAAAAUUUAACUUUUCAAACUAGUUUGGUAACAAAUUUAAUUCCUUGGCUGUUAACAUAAUACCAAAUUGUAAAAAAAACUAAUAAUUAUUUUAGUGAAUCUUAGAAAAGAUCUAUGUGCUGUGGCACAAACAAAUUAUGUAAAAUUAAAUGCUUUGUAUUUUAAUCUGUAAUUUAAAUUUGACUUGGUUCCUAUUGAGUAGGGUUAUACUGUAAAAUACUUAAUGGUUACUUUUGCCAGACAAAGCCAAUUGCUUGUUAAUGCAAAUAUUAGUGUUGUGUAGGGUAUUGUAUUUUUUUGUAUUUUAAAAUAUGUAUUGUGCAUUUUUAUUUAUUACAUAAUUGAAUUUAUAGAAAUAAAUUUCUUUUCCAUC
Macrosteles quadrilineatus (aster leafhopper) is the source of this 7347-nucleotide messenger RNA. RefSeq names its product histone-lysine N-methyltransferase EHMT2-like. Lineage: Eukaryota; Metazoa; Arthropoda; Insecta; Hemiptera; Cicadellidae. Gene Ontology annotation, cellular component: nucleus. Gene Ontology annotation, molecular function: zinc ion binding; histone methyltransferase activity; protein-lysine N-methyltransferase activity. The record is from RefSeq and is a predicted model, not a curated record. The transcript has 20 exons. Bases 304 to 4167 code for a protein of 1287 amino acids.